This is a messenger RNA of Globicephala melas (long-finned pilot whale), 3588 nucleotides long. It is a transcript of the gene PDYN, whose product is annotated as prodynorphin. Gene Ontology annotation, molecular function: opioid receptor binding. The record is from RefSeq and is a predicted model, not a curated record. NCBI's taxonomy places the organism in Eukaryota, Metazoa, Chordata, Mammalia, Artiodactyla, Delphinidae. Gene Ontology annotation, biological process: chemical synaptic transmission; sensory perception; neuropeptide signaling pathway. Gene Ontology annotation, cellular component: axon terminus; plasma membrane; dendrite.
CAGAAACUCCCCGCCUUUUCAGUUAACUUAUUGUAUAGCAAUACGAGAAACAAGGACUCGCAGCUUUCGUGACUUAUGAAAAUCGCCCUUAAGAAGAAAUUCGGACUGUGGAGAUCUUUUUUCCGCUUGGCUCCCUCUGGGAUGCCCCUCCCCGCGUCCCGCCCUGUGUUCUCCCGGGUGUAAACAGUCCAUUGAAUUAAGCCGGAGCGGAGCCCAGCGGACCGACCCAAGUCCCGCCGGGCUGCGGGUGUAAGGGGUUGGCUUGAAAGUCCGGAGUCCCUGAGCGCGCCCAACCGGGGGCCCAACUGCCCUCCCCAGACGCCCGAGGCGGCGGGCGUAGUUCCAGUUUGGGUGCUAGCUUUCACUCCGCGGACCGCGCCCUUACCUGGCCUGCGCCCUUCCACUUCCGGGCAGCGCGUUUCCCCUCUAAGGCCCCCAGCUGGGGGUGGUCCGCUCCGGGCCAGGGCUGCUUCGGGUACCUAGCCGGGCGAGAGACCGUGGCCCGGGUCGGGCGUGCGACAGAGCCUGUUGCUGUACGGGUGACGGCAGCGGUGCUCUCGAGGGACAACUGGGCGUCAGGGCUCCCGCGGCUCUCCACGUGUUCGCGCCAGCUGAGCCCUUUACGUAACCUUUUUAUAUAAGCCGCACGUCCCGCCCGCACUCGGGCCAGCGGGGGCUCUUGGUGGCCCAUCCCCCGGGAGGCCAGCCGAGUACUGCGCCGCCGGGGUCCUGCCAAGGUCGGCCGACCAGUAGCAGCCGGCCUCCGGACGCGCAGGCUCAGCGGCCAUGGCUCACGGGCCUAGCCGCUCCGCGGCAUGUGGGAUCUCCCCGGACCGGGGCACGAACCUGUGUCCCCUGCAUCGGCAGGCGGACUCUCAACCACUGCGCCACCAGGGAAGCCCUGACCUUAACAUUUUUGAAGAGUACUGCUAAAAACAUCUCAACUGAUAUAACAAACUUGCCCUGUAGGGUGAUGGAUUAAGCAGAAGGCUUGAAUCUAUGCUACUCCCUGUGUGGCCACGCUCCCAUUGGAUCAACCCAACCAGAAGACAGAAGGCAAAGGAUUCCAGGUGAUACAGUCUGUAGAGGUCAGCCUCCUGGGGAACAAGGAAUCACCUCAGGAUGCACGCGGCAUGAAAGAGGUCCAGAAGCCCUUAUGUGCUCACGGUGAGGAAAAGAGGAGAUUGCUGAGAUGCAGGAAAAACAGAAGAGCCAAGACAGAAUGGCGUGGCAGGGGCUGGUGCUGGCUGCCUGCCUCCUUGCGCUCCCCUCCGCCACAGCAGACUGCCUGUCCCGGUGCUCCUUGUGUGUUGUGAAGACCCAGGAUGGGCCCAAACCCAUCAACUCCCUGAUUUGCUCCCUGGAAUGCCAGGCCGCCCUGCAGCCCGCUGAGGAGUGGGAGAGGUGCCAGGGCCUUCUGUCUUCCCUCACUCCCUUCACCCUCGGGCUUAAUGGCAAGGGAGACUCGGAGAGCAAGGCAGCUUUGGAAGAGCCCUACAGUGAGCUGGCGAAGCAUGCGGGGCCCUCCUGGAAGGAACUGGAGAAAAACAGGCUCCUUCUCAGAACCCCAGCGGAGGAGAAUGAUCUAAGCAGCAGCCUGGCGGAGAAGCUCAGGGGUCUCUCUGGCAGGUUGGGGGAGGAAGCAGAGUCUGAGCUGACUGGGGGGGCCCAGCCGAACGAUGGUGCCAUGGAGGCUGGAACACUGGAUUCCGAUGAGGAGGACCCCAAGGAGCAGGUCAAACGUUACGGGGGCUUUUUGCGCAAAUACCCCAAAAGGAGCUCAGAGGCGGCUGGAGAUGGGGAUAAGGUGGGCCAUGAGGACCUGUACAAGCGCUAUGGGGGAUUCUUACGACGCAUCCGUCCCAAGCUCAAGUGGGACAACCAGAAGCGCUAUGGCGGUUUUCUCCGGCGCCAGUUCAAGGUGGUUACUCGGUCUCAGGAAGACCCCAAUGCCUAUUACGAAGAGCUUUUUGAUGUGUAAACACCUCUCCAUCGUGGAGUUGAGUCAGGAGCUUCCCGUAAUGCCCUUCCAGAUUGGAGUGAACGCAUUCAUCUGCCCCUAUAGCCCCCAUCCCUACGCUCAGUUCAGCAUUGUCUAUAAGACAUCCAAACCUAGCCUGCCUCUCUUCUGCCUGGGUGCAGUGUUUGUCUGGGUCAGUGAGGUGGGAGGAUGGAGGUUCCCCUCUCCAAUAGGCUUAGCGCUUGGCUCCAGCCCUACAACUCUAAAACUACCACCACCACCAGCUUUUGGUAUCAAUCCCAUUCACGUGACUCUCCAACUCCAGGAAUCCAGACUGACCUCUUGAUCUCUCUGGAUCUAUGAUCAGGCAUUCUGACCAAUGCCCCUCUCAGAAGAAAAACGAGCAUUCCCCCUCUCAUGCAGAUAUAUUCAUUUAUAUAGUAUAUGCAUGUAUCAUAAAACAUACAAAAGGUAGAAAUUUAAAACAAGAUAGAUAAAUAAAAAUCCUAACAUUUUAUUCUCAGACCUCAAAAGAUCUCCCUACAAUGGAGACCAUGCUUUAGGUAAAAAGCUUAAACAUUGCCUUUUAUUGGAGCAGGUAUUCCUACACUAGAGAGUUCGGGCUCCCAGUGGGUUAAAUGUUCAGUUAUUGUACUCUGAGUUCACAUUGUUUAGAAACACACCUUUUGAGAACCCAGUUCCUGAGCUCCAGUCCAUGUUGGUACGCUGGACAGCGUCCAACUUCUCACAGGAGAGGAAGGGAGUGAAAAUCCCUUUCGGAAAAUGUUAAUGAGAGCAGCUCGCCUUCUGAAUGCUGAAAUGAUCAAGGAGGGGAGCGAGGCAAACCAAUUUGUUCUGUGCAACAUACUCAAAAUGUGGACCAGUUCCCUCAUCCCUCAUUAAACAAAUUAAACUGAUCGGUAUCACACUCCAACCCCAGGAUGAAGCGAGGCUGAGUCAAGUUGAUGAGGUUAAGCACAUUCGUGUUCUUGAGGAGCUGAAUCAGCCUCCAAGAGUCCAAGCCAUCUGGACAAACAUAUGCAUUGGGCCUUGGGUCAGGGAAUCCAGAAGCAACAGCUAGAAAGAGGAAGAGGCCCUCUUUAGCUCCCCUGGUGAUUCUUUCCUCUUAAUGCCUCGGAAUAAAACUAGAAAGAGGAAUGAAAUGAUUAAAUGCUUGAGGACAAAUGAGUUCCCUUGAUUCAAAUGACCCAGAAGCAGAGGCAGGGACCUUAAUCUAAGUCCUCUUCUCUGUCUCUCUGCCUUUCUCUGUCUCUGUCUGUCUCUCAAAUCUCUCAAUCUCUCUCUCCCUCGCUCCCUCCCUCCCUUUCUCUCUUUCUCUCCCUCUUGUCCCCAGGCACUGUGGUUUGGUUUGUGGAUCCAGGAAGCUGGUCUGGAUGGGGAGGAAAUGAACAUGAGUUUGGUUAUUUUGUAUAAGAUGCUACUGAGCACACCUCUUCAUGCACAACCCUCACCUCUCAUGAUGUUCUGAAAUGUAUAGAUUGUUUUCGAGUUACAUUGUGUGCUUUUCAACAACCCACUUUUGCAAUUUACUUGGAAUUUCCUUAGUCCUUAGCAAGCCUGUGGUAUUUCCAACUCCUCCAGUACAAUAAAUAAAAGAAAGACGCUGA